AUGACGACCGAGAGCAAUGGAGUCGAGGGCCCGUUGAUACCAUGAAUGACAGGUAUCACAAGGCGGCCCGGGAUGGCUACCUGGACCUGCUGAAAGAGGCUACGCGGAAGGACUUGAACGCGCCGGAUGAAGAUGGCAUGACACCGACGUUAUGGGCCGCUUAUCAUGGCAACUUGGAGGCUCUACGACUUAUCGUGGGCAGAGGAGGCAACCCUGAUAAGUGUGACAUAUGGGGGAACACACCUCUCCACCUGGCAGCCGCCAACGGCCACCACAACUGCCUGUCCUUCCUGGUGUCCUUCGGUGCCAACAUGUGGUGCCUGGACAACGACUACCACACGCCCCUGGACAUGGCCGCCACCAAAAGCCACAUGGACUGUGUCCGCUACCUGGACUCGAUUGCCGCCAAGCAGUCGGCCCUUAACCCCAAGCUGGUGGGGAAGCUGAAGGAGCGGGCUUUCCGCGAGGCCGAGAGGAGGAUUAAGGAGUGUGUGAAGCUGCAGCGGAAGCACCACAAACGCAUGGAGCGCAAGUUUCACAAAGAGGCGGCGUCGGAGCAGUCCAUGUCAGACGCCAUGAGCUUCUCCAGCUACACAAGCAGCUCAGUGAGCCGCAAGCUGCACCACCUAAACACCACCACUGUCAGUGUGCCAUACUCUCAGGCUACUCUUCACGCCACAACCCGAGGCAAGACCAAGAUCCAGAAGAGGUUGGAGAAGAGGAAGCAAGGGGACGGGACCUUCAAGAUCUACGAGGACGGCAGGAAGAGUGUGCGCUCCCUCUCGGGCCUCCAGCUGGGCAACGAUGUCAUGUUCCUUAAACAGGGAACCUAUGUCGGCCCUCGGGACCGCACAGGGCGCCGCGGAAACCUCCGAGAUAUAUUCCACGGAGACGCCAACGACGACGCCAUCUCUCGUGCCAUCAGCGAGCCGGACUUGUCUUACCGGCCCAACAUGGAAUACUCUGAGGUCAGCACCGACUCGGGCCACGACUCUCUCUUCAACCGGCCCGGUCUGGGAACCAUGGUGUUCCGACGCAACUAUAUCAGCGGCGGUCUGUUCGGCAUCGGCGGGCGCGACGAGGGGAGCCUCAGCGGAGGAACCGAACGGGCUGGCAGCGCCAACGUGCGGUUGCGCAGCCGGCUGCGGCGUUCGCCCAGCCUGGACGAUGGGGGGGACAGCAUCGGCAGUGCCCGCAGCCUCCAGGAAAGGAACCGCCAGGAUCUUCCCUGGGACGAGGUGGAGCUGGGGCUGGAUGAUGACUGCGAGGCCGUCACCAGCCCGUUGGAGGUGUUCUUGGCUGCGCAGACUAUGGGCGAGUUCCUCACCGUCUUCAGGCGGGAGAAGAUUGACCUGGAGGCGCUGCUGCUGUGCUCGGACCAGGACCUCAAGAGCAUCCACAUCCCCCUGGGGCCCAGGAAGAAAAUCCUGGAUGCCUGCAAGAGACGUCUGGAGACCCUUGAGGACCCUGACUACAUCGAGGACACCCUGCUGUGAAUGGUGACUGACACUUUUGGAUCUGAAGAUGCUGUGUAGAUACUGUAUACCUAUACUACUGUGAUGUUCACCUACAGAGUAAACCUAACCUACAGAGUAAACCUAACCUACAGAGUAAACCUACACUACAGAGUAAACCUAACCUACAGAGUAAACCUAUACUACAGAGUAAACCUACACUACAGAGUAAACCUACACUACAGAGUAAACCUACACUACAAAGUAAACCUAACCUACAGAGUAAACCUAUACUACAGAGUAAACCUAACCUACAGAGUAAACCUGUACUACAGAGUAAACCUACACUACAGAGUAAACCGACACUACAGAGUAAACCUACACUACAGAGUAAACCUAACCUACAGAGUAAACCUACACUACAGAGUA
This is a messenger RNA of Salvelinus fontinalis (brook trout), 1883 nucleotides long. RefSeq names its product pre-mRNA splicing regulator USH1G-like. The transcript has 3 exons. Lineage: Eukaryota; Metazoa; Chordata; Actinopteri; Salmoniformes; Salmonidae. The coding region runs from base 42 to 1496 and encodes 484 amino acids. The record is from RefSeq and is a predicted model, not a curated record. Gene Ontology annotation, molecular function: protein binding. Gene Ontology annotation, biological process: sensory perception of light stimulus; sensory perception of sound; equilibrioception.